GUCCCUUCCCACAAAUCCUACCAUAUUAUUCCUCCUCUACAUCUGUACCCAAUACCCAUCCCUCUCUCUCUCUCUCUCUCUCUCUGGUUGUGUCAGAGCAGAUCUAGAGUUUUUUUUUUUUGUUGCCUUUUGUCUUCGCAAGCAAGAGGACCCUUUGUGUCAGAAGAAAAUCCCAUCUUCCAAUCCUUAAUGGUCACCCCGUUUGUCUGUCUUUCAUCCUCCCAAAAGGUAACUUCUGUCAGAGAGUUGUACUACUAGGUUUGAGGAUCUUCUUUGCAUGCCACCAUGGCCACAAAGGGUGUAACCCUAAACACAAACGCCCGGAAAAUCAGGUUUGCUCGUAGAUUUAUCAGCAUCCUCUUGAAAAUGAGAAAGACAAGAUCACCCUGUUCCAGCUCGUCCAUCGAGGAUGUCCGUAAACGCAGCCAGAGAAUAAAGAUCGCGGCGUAUUCGUCCAUGGCUCAUGCAGUCGGGCCAAGGAGGGCCUGGAGCCGAGCCGUUCUUUUCAAACUUCGAAGCCGAGCAAGGCACCAGAGCAUGAUGAAGAGGAGAUCCUUCGGUUUGCAGAAGAAAAGGGUCGUUGUUGUUAAGAAUAAUAAUGAUAUUAUUCCCUCAGGACAGCUAAGCCAAGCCGACAGGCUUAGACAGCUUGUGCCGGGUGGAAAAGCCAUGGAUAUGUGCAGCUUGUUAGAGGAGACAGCCGACUAUAUUAGCUGCCUUGCCACCCAGGUUAAGGUCAUGCAGACUAUUGCUGAUCACUUUUCUAAAUGAGCAUCACAAAAACUUUUCUACAUAUAGACAAUGUCAGGGAAGGAAACAAAAAAGAAAAAAAAGAUGAAUAAAAAAGGUAGGGGGAAGGGUGGGGUAAAAAGGAAUAAGAAUAGAGGGAGUACGUGCUAAAUAGAUCAUAUAUAGAACUGGUUUGACACGCACAUAUACAAACCUACACGUAUUUAAAGACUCUUACGCUUGGCUUCUCUUGAUUGUACAUAGAUAAUCCUACUUGUUAUGAGGGGAUGAAUAGCUUUUUUAUAUUAUACUCUUUCUCUCUCUCUCUAGAUGUCUGUUUGUGUGUUAAUUUGUUGUCUGUAGAUGCUUGUUACUGAGUUAUUUUUGGUCUGGAGGGAGUGUGUAUAUAGACAUAUUUUUCUGUUGCUUGUGAUAUGUAAAUUAUUCUUCAUACUGUUAAUUAAAGUAGCGUUUCAGGUGAAAAUAUUGAGGUAUGAAAAGAAAUGCAUGCCCCUGUACACACAGA
Molecule: messenger RNA, 1255 nt
Organism: Corylus avellana
Lineage: Eukaryota; Viridiplantae; Streptophyta; Magnoliopsida; Fagales; Betulaceae
Gene: IBH1
Product: ILI1 binding bHLH 1
Biological process (GO): regulation of DNA-templated transcription
Molecular function (GO): protein dimerization activity
Source: RefSeq, a predicted model, not a curated record